CAAGGCACUCCUAAUCAAAUAAGCUCCUGAGAUCACACUGCUUCGUUUUAAAUAUUUGCAAAAUCGUUAUUGGAUUAAAUAUGAAGUAUCUUUUGGCCUCUAAAAUGGAAAGUAUACGUCAAGGAAAAUAAAAAAUAAAAAAAAAAGAGACAAAGUGGUAGAAUUGGAUUAAGAAGGCGGGAAUAGAUUUGGGAAUUGGGACCAAAGAAAGAGAGACAGUUAUGGGAAGAACGUGGGGUGGGGGAGGUUAUGAAACAGCCCUUGAUCUCUUUCCCAUCUCAUGUAUAUAUCUUGAUUUCUUUGUUAUUCCGUUUACCUUUUUCGUCAACACUACACUCAUACGCACACUCCACAAUCCACAUUCUCCUAAAAAACAUAGGUACCAAACGCCUCUAUAUGGAAUUGGACGGUUUGUUCAGCCCGGCCACCUCUAAAAAAGUAAUAAUAAAAAAAUGGAAAUGUUAAGGUGCAGAUAAAAAGUGUGAAAUACCUACCAGGCUACCAGGUUACCACCACUACCGUUUCAUAUUAUAUAUACACCAUACAGAUUCAGCCUUUCUGAUGCUCUCUUCUUUACAUGCAUUAUUCCCAAGCUAAUUAAACUUAGUUAGUCUUGUCCAACUUGUACCAGUGGCCUUGCUGGUCACUUAGACCAACAUAUAUAGAAAAACCCAUUUCACUUCAACUGCUCCCUAAUUUCUACUUCCCAAAAUUCUGGGUGCAUUUCAUUCUCUCUUGCUCUCCUUCUGUUUCCUCUGUUGAUAGAUAGGUGAAAACGACAUUUUUGCCUAGCUAGAUGCAUUGAGAAAGAACAUUUCUUUUUUUUUUUUUUUUUUGGUCCCUUCAUUUCCCUGUUCCCCAUUAAUUUCUAUACCAAAUUAAAUUUGUGUUCCUUCUUUUUAAUUUGGACUGAAAAUGAAGUAUUAUUAUUUCUAUUUGUCCAUUUUGGUAUUCUGCAUUUUCUUCAAGGAGCCGACUCAAGCUAGGUUGCAUAGCCAUAGCCAGACAAAACACAAUAAACGCAUGGAGAGUCAUAAUCAUCAAAAACUAUCCUACAUUUCACAACCUCCUUCACCACCACCAGAGCCUGCAGCAGCAAAUCCUCCUCAAAAUGGUAAUUGGAGUGAUGUGAAUUUGGACGUGAGGAGUUUCGGCGCUGUCGGAGAUGGCAAAACGGACGACACUGAGGCAUUCAAGAUGGCUUGGGACGCAGCUUGCCAAAGUGACAGCUCAGCAGUUAUCUAUGUUCCCAGUGGAUUCUUCUUCAUGAUACAAUCUACCAUCUUCACAGGUCCAUGUCAAGCUGGCAUUGUGUUUAAGGUUGAUGGAACUCUAGAGCCUCCCGAUGGGCCUGACGAGUGGCCGAAGAAUUACAGUAGGCGUCAGUGGCUUGUCUUCUACAGAAUCAAUCAAAUGUCACUCACAGGAGGUGGUGUAAUUGAUGGCAGAGGACAGAAAUGGUGGGAUCUUCCUUGCAAACCCCACAAGGGGCAUAACGGAACAACAUUGCCUGGACCAUGUGAUAGCCCCAUCGCAAUCAGGUUCUUCAUGAGCAACAACCUGACGGUUAAAGGACUUAGAAUCAAGAACAGCCCUCAAUUCCACUUCAGAUUUGAUAAUUGCAGGAAUGUUCAUGUGGAAUCGAUUGUCAUUACGGCCCCUGCCCUCAGUCCCAAUACUGAUGGGAUUCACAUAGAGAACACAAAUGGUGUUGAGAUAUAUAAUUCAGUCAUUUCUAAUGGUGAUGAUUGUGUAUCGAUUGGAGCAGGGUGUUAUAAUGUAGAUAUAAGGAAUAUCACCUGUGGACCCGGCCAUGGAAUCAGCAUCGGGAGUCUAGGCAAUCACAACUCGCAAGCAUGCGUAUCGAACAUUAAAGUGAGAGAUUCGGUGAUUAAAAUGGCAGACAAUGGAGUUAGGAUAAAGACAUGGCAAGGAGGAUCAGGAGCAGUAAAGGGAGUGACAUUUAGCGACAUUCAUAUGGACAAUGUUAGGAACCCCAUCAUCAUCGACCAGUUCUACUGCCUCACCAAGGACUGCACCAACAAGACCUCGGCGGUGGUUGUAUCCGACAUUCUCUACUCCAACAUUAAAGGAACCUACAACAUUCGAAGCCCUCCCAUGCACUUCGCUUGCAGUGAUUCUGUGCCUUGCACCAACUUAACUCUCUCCGAUGUCGAGCUCCUUCCAGCUCUUGGAGAUGUUGUUUCCGACCCUUUUUGUUGGAACGCUUAUGGAGUUUUGCAGACCCUCACUAUUCCUCCAGUCUCCUGCUUGCUCGAGGGUGUUCCUCGAUCUAUGUUAGACAAUGACAUAGAUUCUUGCUCAACAUAGAUAAAAUGAUCAUAUCAUCACCUCCUCCUACCCUACUAAUUAAUUAAAACGAAAUUAGUCAUCAAUCUCUGUAAAGCUAAUGCACAAUAUCCAUCUUUGUAUGUAUAUAAUUCAUGAUUGACGUGUAUCAUCAUCAUCAUCAUCAUACAACUGAUUGUCUGAUGAUCAUUAAUUAUGUAGGAGUGGUGUUUUAUAUGGCCAUCCCCCAUUAUAUAAAAUAUAUAUG
Molecule: messenger RNA, 2557 nt
Organism: Ziziphus jujuba (common jujube)
Lineage: Eukaryota; Viridiplantae; Streptophyta; Magnoliopsida; Rosales; Rhamnaceae
Product: polygalacturonase At1g48100
Exons: 6
Coding region: 916-2331 (471 amino acids)
Biological process (GO): carbohydrate metabolic process
Molecular function (GO): polygalacturonase activity
Source: RefSeq, a predicted model, not a curated record